Messenger RNA from Adineta ricciae, 345 nucleotides. NCBI's taxonomy places the organism in Eukaryota, Metazoa, Rotifera, Eurotatoria, Adinetida, Adinetidae. The record is from the annotation of a GenBank genome assembly.
AUGGGUCUAUUGACGAAAGGUAAUCCACUUAGUUGGAAUGACAUUGUUUUGAUACGUGAAAAAAUUCACAUGGCAGCAUUGGUAGAAUUAUUACAAAUCUUUGAAUUAAACAAAGAUCGUCAAGGAGAUAGUUUUAUGUGGGUCUUUCGCGAUACGGCAACUCCAUCACCAUUUUGUGAUGUUACAUUCGAAAAUAAAAGCAAUAUUAUUGAUGAUCAUAUUCAUUUAGAUAGUAGUAUGGCUGGUUUAGGUUGUUGUUGUAUUCAAGUUAUAUUUCAAGCAGAAUCAUUAAAAGAAAAUCUUAAACUUCAUGAUGAAUUAUUACCAUUAACAAGAAUUAUGUGA